Molecule: messenger RNA, 2797 nt
Organism: Branchiostoma floridae (Florida lancelet)
Lineage: Eukaryota; Metazoa; Chordata; Leptocardii; Amphioxiformes; Branchiostomatidae
Exons: 10
Coding region: 218-1135 (305 amino acids)
Source: RefSeq, a predicted model, not a curated record
CCCACGUCCUGGUAACCUAUGACCUUACAUCUUCUGACAAGAGUUGGGCGGGACGACUCUAACUGAUCGGCGAAACCUCUACAUUUCUGCCCCACGUUUCUACUCCUAAAGGGUGUGAGCUGUACUGGGCUGGGCUGACAGACAAGGGUGCUGAACUUGUACUUGAGGCAGCUGUACUCAAAGGUUUUCCAGCUGAGUCCAGACCUGAUCGACCAUCAUGGGGGAGGAACACAGGAAAUAUGUCAUCGGUUUCUUCGUGGUGGCAGCGAUUGUCAUGAUCAUCGCUCUGGUGGCCAGCUCCUUCCAGCGACUGGAGUCAGAUGAAAUCGGUAUAGCGUACGACACCAUACAGAAACACCUCGGGUCAGAUGUGAAGGAGGAAGGUUUACACACAGGACCUGUCGGCUACAGGUUCAUCAAGUUUCCUUCUGUCUUCAAGACACUGGAGUACACCAGUCUCACCUGCUUAAACAAGGAUGGGGUGCCCAUAGUGCUUGAUGUGGCGUUCCAGUAUCUGGCUCGACCCUCGGACCUGAACAGGAUCGUGACAGAGUUCCGUGAUCACGAGAACUAUGUCACUGUGCUGAGGAACGUUGGAGAGGCGGCCCUGCACGAGGCCUGUAGUCAGUUCAACACGUCAGAGUUCCAGUCAGCACGAGCGCUUUUCACUGAGAAAGUCCGGGAAACGCUGAGUCUCAGGUUCAACGACCUCAGCUCUGACAUCACAGACUUACAGGUCAACGACAUAACGCGACCCACAGCUUAUGAAAGUGCCGUACGCGCCAAGGAAGCCGCUCGGGAAAACAUCCAGGUUGCUGAGAAUGAACGACCGAGGCUGUUGACCCAGGCCAGGACGACCCGGAGAGAAGCGGAGACGCAGGCUCAGAUCGCCAUCAACAAGGCACAAUCUGACGCCAGGAUAGCCAUCAGCAGAGCGGAGGCAGAGGCAGAGGCCAUUCUAAAUGAGUACCAGACUGAGGCUGACACCUACGCUACCAUCAUCCAGCGCCAGGGUCUCACCACAGAGGGUUUCCUGGCGUACAUGGGUGUACGGGCUAUCAGUUCCUCCAAGAACCCUGUGUACGCAGGUGUGAAGGCGCCGGCUAAGACAGCGUACCUGGGAGAAACACCCUGACAUACUCACCUCACUAUCAAAGGCCAUGUUACAUGUAUAUUACUUGCAUCUGCAAAGGCAUCAAUUUUCGUCCGGUUUUCAACUCUACUGUAAAUUGUACAAAGCAGCUGCAAAACAAGCAAAUAUGUGGGCAUUACUAAUGUCAUAGAAUGGCAAAGUCAUCCAAAGUCAAAGAUGUAGAUGUGUUCGAGAACAUAAUGAAGAAUCUACUGUUCUAUAUACCCUACAGAUUGUGUAUGAUCGCUAGUUCACCUUUAUGCGCGGGAUAACCUAUAUCCGUUGUUUUUAAAGAUGGGGUUUUAGGGAUAUCAAGUCGACGCUUUCAAAGUGCAUUGAUUGAAAAUGACACAAUUUCAAAUCACGGUCUGUCGACUUCAUAUAGGUCACCCCGCAAAUAAAGGUGAACUAAUGUUACAUCUAUUCAGUCAUUUAUUCAACUUUCCUGACCACAUCGCAUGCUGACAUCAGUUUUGGAGUUCCCAGAGGAUGUCACCAAUAUAAUGUCAACAUGGCCGAAUGCAUCUUGGAUAUAACAGGGUUGUUUUACUUAUUGCACUCCGUGUCGCACAACCUUUGAGGAGGCAUUUAUCGAAAGUUGUAAAUAUUUCAUGGUGGUCUUUUUCUAAGGCGGGAAUCUCACCAAAAAUACUGUACAUUACUAGUGGUGUUGCUGUGGCCCCGCAAUUUGACAGUCUAGAACUCAACCAAUUUCAUCGAUGAAAAACAAAUCUUUUUACACUUUUUGUGUUUUGUUGUCUUUUUAUUAAUUUUUUUAUUUUAUACUUGUACUUUCCCAUAAUGAUUAUGAAGUCAAGGGUAACACAAAUUCAAUUCAGAACUCAGCGCACACCACUGAUGUUCCUCAGUCCACUGAGAUACCCCCUUAAGACAUAUAUUUCCACACUUCAAUACAGCAAGAACUGAUGUAUAAUUAAUAUGUGCCAUUUUAUGUCAGUUCAGAUGUGAAUAUGUUUGUAAAAAGGUUAUAUUUUGGGAUAAAGUUGGUGAAAUUAUUGUAUUUUGUGAUUAGACUGCAUGUUAUUCUUUGUAUUUUUUCAAUGGCUUUGUGAUAAUUGCAUUUUUAAUUUUGCUUAACACUUGUUCACCUUUAUCUGCAGGGUAACCUAUGGAAUUUGGGGGAAGUCUUGUCAAUAGAUCAUCAUCAGGUAGUUUUUCAAAAUGUGGCAAUUUGAAACUACCCUCUGUGAACUAAAUGAUAUCCCAAAUAGCACUGAUGAUGGGUUACCUCACGGAUAUAGAUGUAGGACCAAGACAUGUCUAUGAGAAAUUGCAAAAUGAAAGAUAGACUUUAUAUUUCAAUUAAAAUUACGAUUUAAAACACCACACCUCUAGUAUUCAUUGAUGUACUUAAAACUACCUAAUAUUCUACAAUGUUACAGAAACUUGACAAUGAUUUUAAAAGAUGAUAAAGAAUAACACAUUAGUGGAAAACUCUAGUGCCUUCCCUUGUGAUUGUGUUUGAAUAUGAAAUGUACAUUAUGUUAACUUUGUGACUUACAUGACUUGUAUUAUUUGAAUUAACUGUGGAACCAACAAGACUAUCAACCACAUAAAUGUAGUUCUAACAACUCAGGAAGAAGCAAACUUGAACUGUUGCUAUGUUUUUAAUGCUUGAAUAAAGAUCAGUUCUUGUCCUGUACA